Molecule: messenger RNA, 2156 nt
Organism: Ailuropoda melanoleuca (giant panda)
Lineage: Eukaryota; Metazoa; Chordata; Mammalia; Carnivora; Ursidae
Gene: NOL12
Product: nucleolar protein 12
Exons: 6
Coding region: 72-716 (214 amino acids)
Cellular component (GO): nucleolus
Molecular function (GO): rRNA binding
Source: RefSeq, a predicted model, not a curated record
AGGCCAAAAAAACGAUACACCCGGAAGUGUCUUAGGCGUGCGGGAGCCGCGCCGCCGGAGGCCUCACCGCUAUGGGCCGCAACAAGAAGAAGAAGCGAGAUGGCGACGACCGCCGGCCGCGGCUCGUUCUCAGCUUCGACGAAGAGAAGCGGCGGGAGUACCUCACUGGCUUCCAUAAGAGGAAGGUAGAGCGGAAGAAGGCAGCCAUUGAGGAGAUCAAGCAUCGGCUCAAGGAGGAGCAGAAGAAACUCCGGGAGGAGCGCCAUCAGGAAUACUUGAAGAUGCUGGCAGAGAGAGAGGAGGCUCUGGAGGAGGCAGAUGAACUGGACAGGCUGGUGACAGCAAAGACAGAGUCGGUGCAGUAUGACCACCCCAACCACACAGUCACCGUGACCACCAUCAGCGACCUGGACCUUUCGGGGGCCCGGCUGCUGGGACUGCCUCCGCCCGAGCAAGGGGCUUUGCCUGGGUCUGAGGAAGAGGCGUCCUCCGUGGAGAAGCCAACCAGAGCCUUACCCAGGAAGUCCAGAGACCCCCUCCUGUCCCAGAGGAUCUCUGCUCUCACAGCUUCACUGCACGCACACAGUCGCAAAAAGACCAAGAGGAAACAUCCCCGACGGGCCCAAGACUCCACCAAGAAGCCCCCGAGUGCCACCCGUACGAGCAAGGGCCAGCGCCGCCGGCUGACGGGCAAAUCCCGGCACAGCGGAGAGUGAGCCCCGAGAACCAGGCCGUGCCCCAGCCGUGCCCCUGUCCUGUCUCAGCUUGCCUGUCCCAGUAACCCAGCACCGAGGUGGUGACUCUGCGGCCCAAGGCUGGGAGACUAGCACCUCUCUGGCCCAGCGCUUAGACCCUGGAAGGGGCAGGCAGCUGAGAGGUGGCUCCCCCCGGGAGGAGCCUUCAGAGCCGAAUCUGGGGCAUCUUCCCAAAUGUCUCCCCCACUGAGCCCUCAUCAGAUUUGUGAACCUGAGUGCACUUGUGGUCUGUUUGUCCCUGACCCUGAUGCCACGUGCCAAGGGCAGGCUUCCGAGGUGGUGGAAACUGUCAGGCGAGCGGGCCCAUCCUCACUGUCCAGCAGUUUUCCGUGUGGGUGUGAAAGGGUAUUGUUAGGUCUGGGCCCCUAACCCGGGUUACAGACCAGCAUAACACUGGUAGAGCCUAGAGUCAUCCAGCUACUCUGAAAAGCAGGCUGCUGAGCCAGGUGGGUGAGCGGUGUCAGACUCCGACCCUUUACUGGCCGAGUCCGUGGGUCUGUCCCUUCUUGGCCUCAUUGGGCUCCUCAGCUGAAACUGAAGUGGUGGAAGCAGGUGAGUUCUAGAGCAUUCCCCACCCACUCAGGACCAGCGAGCGCUGGACAAGGUGACGGGAGUGCAAAGUCCCGCCUGGCCCUGGGGUGUGGGAGGGGCUGGCAGGAGGGGGAGCUGAAGUCCCAAGCUGGUCUUCCUUCUGCUCAGCCCAUGGAGGGCUGCUCAGGAACAGGGGCUCUGUUAGGCUGUGUCUGGGGGAACUGGCGUUCUCCAUGUCACCAUCCAGACCCGCCAUCUGGUGCCUGGCUGAAGGCCACAUCUCGACAUGGGAACUCGAAGCUCAGGGCUCACGGGUGGGAAGCGCUGUGACCUGGCUCUUCAGCUCCUUCCACCUGCCUCCCUGGGCUUGGGGUGGGGUGACUCGCUCUGCUGGGCUGCUUCCUGGGCGGAGGGUGGGGCCCGCCAGCAAGCUCUGCCCGUGGUUCUAGUGCCCAACCCAGGGCGGUGAGUGUGAGCCUUGCCCUCGCAGGCCGCUAGAGCAGAACACAUCCUAGGCCUGAGGGAUUAGUGCACACGGCAGGGCUUGGGUUUGAAUCCUGGCUCAGCCACUCGGCCUCCGUGUGAGCCCUUUGAGGCGCUGACCUCUCUGGGUGUCUCCCCAUACGUAAGAUGUCAAGACAGCCACCUCUUCGGGCUGCCUUGAGGCUGACGUGAGCCUCACGCACGAACCACGACCACCUCCCGCAGCCCCUGGCAUUCCGCAGGUGCGCCUGCAGUGUGCGCUCCUGGCCACUGUGUGCUGCGGCCACGGAGCCAUGGCUCUUCUCCCAUCCCCAGUGCCUCGGGGUCAUUUACCACUUCCAUCUGCAAGUUGUAGUGUUUUCAAGUAUUAAAUUCUCAUCGGCUCUC